This is a messenger RNA of Danio rerio (zebrafish), 1815 nucleotides long. RefSeq names its product collagen beta(1-O)galactosyltransferase 1b (gene colgalt1b). Gene Ontology annotation, molecular function: procollagen galactosyltransferase activity. Lineage: Eukaryota; Metazoa; Chordata; Actinopteri; Cypriniformes; Danionidae. The record is from RefSeq and is marked provisional. Gene Ontology annotation, cellular component: endoplasmic reticulum lumen.
AUGCAUCUGCUGUGCUUCUUCUUCCUGCUGCUGUGGACCGGCCCGGCGCGCUCUUAUUUCCCGGAGGAGCGCUGGAGCCCGGAGUCGGCUCUUCUUGCCCCGCGGGUGCUGGUCGCGCUGGUCUGCCGCAACUCCGCGCACUCCCUGCCGCAUGUCCUCGGCGCAAUCGACCGCUUGAACUACCCCAAAGACCGGAUGGCUGUUUGGGUGGCCACAGAUCAUAACUCCGACAACACCACCGAGAUCCUGCGCGAGUGGCUGGUGAACGUGCAGAACUUCUAUCAUUAUGUGGAGUGGAGACCUCAGGACGAGCCCAGUGUGUAUGAGGGUGAAAGCGGCCCGAAGCACUGGACGAAUCUGCGAUACGAGCACGUGAUGAAGCUCCGGCAGGCGGCUCUGGAGACGGCACGCGAGAUGUGGGCCGACUAUUUCAUGUUGGUGGACUGUGAUAACCUGCUGACUAAUCGUGAUGUGUUGUGGAAAUUAAUGCGGGAAAACAAGACGAUUGUGGCGCCGAUGCUGGAAUCCAGAGCGGCAUACUCCAACUUCUGGUGCGGCAUGACGUCUCAGGGUUAUUAUAAGCGUACUCCGGCCUACAUGCCAAUCCGGCGUCAGGAGCGUAAGGGCUGUUUUGCGGUGCCGAUGGUUCACUCCACGCUCCUGUUGGACCUGCGGAAAGAGGCGUCCCGUCAGCUGGCCUUCUUUCCGCCCCAUCCCGACUACACCUGGGCCUUUGAUGACAUCAUUAUCUUCGCCUUCUCCGCACGCAUGGCAGAGGUUCAGAUGUACAUCUGCAACAGAGAGACGUAUGGGUAUUUCCCGGUGCCGCUGCGCUCCCAGAACAGCCUGCAGGAUGAGGCGGAGAGCUUUCUGCACUCUCAGCUGGAGGUUAUGGUGCGCAAUCCUCCAAUAGAGCCGUCCGUGUAUCUGUCACUAAUGCCAAAACAGACGGAUAAAAUGGGCUUCGAUGAGGUGUUCAUGAUAAAUCUCCUGAGGCGCUCAGACCGGCGCGAGCGCAUGUUGAGGACGCUUUACGAGCAAGAGAUCGCAUGCAAGAUCAUCACAGCUGUAGAUGGCAAGGCACUGAAUGCAAGUCAGGUAGAGGCUCUGGGGAUCAAGAUGCUGCCCGGUUACAGUGACCCGUAUCACGGACGCCCGCUGACCAAAGGAGAGCUGGGCUGCUUUCUGUCCCACUACAACAUCUGGAACGAGAUUGUGGAUCGUGGCCUGCAGUCGUCUCUGGUGAUCGAGGACGAUCUGCGCUUCGAGGUGUUCUUUAAGCGGCGUCUGCAGAAUCUGAUGCAGGAGGUUCAGUCUCAGCAGCUCGACUGGGAUCUGAUUUAUAUUGGCCGCAAGCGGAUGCAGGUGGAGCGACCGGAGAAAUCAGUGCCACGGAUCCACAGUCUGGUGGAGGCAGAUUACUCGUACUGGACGCUGGGAUACGUGAUCUCGCUCCGCGGUGCACAGAAGCUGCUAAGAGCCGAACCGCUCAAGAAGAUGCUGCCGGUGGACGAGUUUCUGCCCGUCAUGUACAACAAACACCCCAUUGAGGAGUACAUGUCUCAUUUCCCACAGCGGGACCUGCGGGCCUUUUCUGCGGAGCCACUGCUGAUAUACCCUACACACUACACAGGAGACCAGGGCUACAUCAGCGACACAGAGACCUCCAGCGUCUGGGACAACGAGAGCGUGCUGACCGACUGGGACAGAGCACGCUCACGAAAGAGCCGCGAGCAGGAGGAGCUGAGCAGCGAAGCCCAGAACACUGACGUCCUGCAAUCACCGCUCGACAGCACAGCCAGAGACGAGCUCUAG